This is a messenger RNA of Ostrea edulis (European flat oyster), 1551 nucleotides long. Its product is annotated as O-methyltransferase MdmC-like. Bases 361 to 1263 code for a protein of 300 amino acids. Gene Ontology annotation, molecular function: S-adenosylmethionine-dependent methyltransferase activity; O-methyltransferase activity. The record is from RefSeq and is a predicted model, not a curated record. The transcript has 7 exons. Lineage: Eukaryota; Metazoa; Mollusca; Bivalvia; Ostreida; Ostreidae.
CUGCAGAAUUUCGACAUUAAUUGCCAUACAUAACGAUUUUAACAGAUCGAUCGUUCAGGAAUCGGUUGGAAGCCUUGACGACUCUGACUAUCCAUUUCCCCUUCUUGUAUCACAGGCAUUUUAAUGCGUGUUUGGUUUUUAGUUGUUGGUUUUUAGGAAGUGAGUAAAUGUGAUUUAAGUACGGCAGUUUUCAUCUUGUUGAAGAUACGUGGGUGUGAAAAGAAAGGGAGAGUGAUAAAUUCAAAGUUAGCUCUGCAAGGGAUUCCGUGGCAUCAACUAAUACAUAUGUAGCGAAGCGAAUGGCAACCUAAACAAUAGGAGUUUAAAAUCUAGGAGAAAUACAGAACACGUGAAUCAAAAAUGGAUACGCUAAGUAUGGAUCCGGCGUUCAGACACUUAGUGAAGCUGAAGGAUAUGGCCAGCAAAGAAAAUGUGUCGUCUACAAUACAGGCUGAAAUAGACAAAAUAAUCGAUUUAUUCCAGAUACGUGCUAGGUACUGUGAUCAGAUGACAUCAGCAGCUAGCAAUGAUCUUCAGCUUGUGAUGGACAGUACAUACAGUCACCCUUGGCAGAUGGCUUACGACGAAGGAAAGCUGAGUUACAGACCCACUACAAUAAUGCUCUCCGGAAAUUUAGAAGUUCAAUUUCUUAAAUCCCUGGUAAGCAUGGGGGAUAUUAAGCGUGUUCUGGAGUUGGGAUUAUUUACUGGAUGUUCUGCCUUAGCACUUGCGGAAGCACUUCCGGAUGACGGUAGGGUCGUGUCUUGUGAAAUUGACCCAUAUAUUGCAGAACUUGCAAGGUCACUUUUGGACAAAUCACCUGUUGGCAACAAAGUUGAUAUUAUGUUGGGUCCAGCCAAAGAUGCUUUGGAAAAACUCUCCGACCAAAAGAUGGAGUUUGAUUUGAUUUUUCUUGAUGCCGAUAAAUCGAAUUAUAGCACAUACUACAAGGACUCCUGUACUCCGAGACCUAAGGAGAAGAGCAAAAUGCCGAAAAUUAAGCUAUUUCCAAAACUCUUCUUCUCUACAACUAUGAUUUUUCAACACAAGCUUCUGGCUCCAAACGGAACUAUUAUAGUGGACAACGCUCUUUACUUCGGGGAUCCUUACUCGAACGAGGGAUACAAGGGUGAAAGUGGUCAAAAUAUUAAGCACUUUAACGAAAUGGUCAAACAAGACACCCUUGUCCACCAGGUGUUGCUUCCCAUACGUGACGGUGUUAUGUUAGUCAGAAGGAAAGAGGACAUGGUCGGGAGGAAAUGAAAUGAAGUUACCUACGAUACAUGUAUCAGUUGGAGAAUUGAAGGCCUAUAUUCUCAGAAAGGAUUGUACCAAUUGAUCGGAAUAACAAAAUUGACACGUGUUUGAUUAUCUUUAGAGCUUUCUACAUACAUGUAUAUCCUGCUAGAUAAUUUUUUGAAUGUUUAUGCAUUUCAUUUGUAAUUUAUAGUUUACCUGAGUGAUGUAAUUUACCAAGGGACAAUUGCAAUGUACCAUUCAGUGAUGUCAUGACAAAGACAUGUGAUGAAUUAAACUAGUAUUUUCAUCUAA